Prunus armeniaca (apricot) is the source of this 354-nucleotide messenger RNA. Lineage: Eukaryota; Viridiplantae; Streptophyta; Magnoliopsida; Rosales; Rosaceae. The record is from the annotation of a GenBank genome assembly.
AUGGAGUAUAAUGGAGAACUAAAUGGGGAGACUAAGGCUUUUAGUGCAGAAUUGGAGAGCCUGAUACAGGGUGAUCUAGGCAUUAACAUGGUGUUCAUCUUGUCAGAAAAAUUCAGGGCAGCAGAAGGACAAGAAAACACUCUGGAGGGCGACGUGUUCUCCCAGGAAAAUUUUGAAUGCAGACUGGCAGAGGUAGAUGAGGCACCAGAACAGCAAACACCUACUACCAAAACAGGCGGAACUGCCAUGAAACUAGCUGUAGAACAGCUUUGUUUUUCCAAGCCAACCAAAGAGAUGGCUAAUCACCUCAGACCUUUGUUCAUAACAGCAAACGUUGACCUAUUCCUAAAGUGA